AUGUCUAUCCCCGAGAUGCAAUGGGCGCAAGUGGCCGAACAGGUCGGCGGACCGCUUGUGUACAAACAGAUCCCGACCCCCAAGCCAGGCCCGGAUCAGAUUCUGGUGAAGAUGCGCUACAGUGGCGUCUGCCAUACGGACCUGCACGCGAUGAAGGGACACUGGCCACUCCCGGUGAAAAUGCCCUUGGUUGGCGGCCACGAGGGUGCCGGCAUUGUCGUGGCCAAGGGCGAGCUGGUCAACGAGUUUGAAAUCGGUGACCACGCCGGCAUCAAGUGGCUCAAUGGGUCGUGCUCUGAAUGCGAGUUCUGCAGGCAGUCCGAUGACCCCUUGUGCGCGAAUGCGCAGCUCUCCGGGUAUACUGUCGAUGGCACUUUCCAGCAGUAUGCGGUUGGCAAGGCUACCCAUGCCUCCAAGAUUCCCAAGGGGGUUCCUCUUGACGCGGCCGCGCCGGUCCUUUGUGCCGGUAUUACGGUCUACAAGGGUCUGAAGGAAGCUGGUGUUCGUCCCGGCCAGACGUUGGCUAUUGUUGGGGCGGGCGGGGGCCUUGGAUCUCUUGCUCAGCAAUACGCAAAGGCGAUGGGGAUCAGAGUCGUUGCCGUGGAUGGAGGCGAUGAGAAAAAGGCCAUGUGUGAGAAGCUGGGCACUGAAACCUUUGUGGACUUCACCAAGACAAGCGACUUGGUGGCCGAUGUAAAGGCCGCCACGCCGGAUGGGCUUGGAGCCCACGCGGUGAUUCUGCUCGCUGCCGCCGAGAAGCCCUUCCAACAGGCGACUGAAUACGUUCGCUCCCGGGGAACAAUCAUUGCCAUUGGGUUGCCUCCCGAUGCGCAGCUCAAGGCCCCAGUGUUCAACACGGUGGUCCGCAUGAUCAGUAUCAAGGGCAGCUACGUUGGGAACCGCCAGGACGGCGUCGAGGCUCUCGAUUUCUUUGCUCGAGGCUUGAUCAAGGCUCCAUUCAAAUUGGCUCCGCUGAAGGACCUCCCGGAAAUCUUCGAGCUCAUGGAGCAAGGAAAAAUCGCUGGUCGCUAUGUGCUUGAGAUACCAGAAUAA
This is a messenger RNA of Aspergillus wentii DTO 134E9, 1053 nucleotides long. Its product is annotated as zinc-dependent alcohol dehydrogenase. Gene Ontology annotation, molecular function: oxidoreductase activity; zinc ion binding. The record is from RefSeq and is a predicted model, not a curated record. Bases 1 to 1053 code for a protein of 350 amino acids. NCBI's taxonomy places the organism in Eukaryota, Fungi, Ascomycota, Eurotiomycetes, Eurotiales, Aspergillaceae. The transcript is spliced from 3 exons.